Morus notabilis is the source of this 1764-nucleotide messenger RNA. RefSeq names its product mitochondrial carrier protein MTM1. Bases 110 to 1342 code for a protein of 410 amino acids. NCBI's taxonomy places the organism in Eukaryota, Viridiplantae, Streptophyta, Magnoliopsida, Rosales, Moraceae. The record is from RefSeq and is a predicted model, not a curated record. Gene Ontology annotation, biological process: mitochondrial transmembrane transport. The transcript is spliced from 10 exons.
UUUCUUUCGUUUUUCUUCCUUUUCCUCAAAAAUGCUUUCCUUUUCAAUAAUGAAUGUAGGGUUUUGAUUCUCUCUAUAUUUUUUUGGUCUCGGUUUUAGAAAGAGAGAAAUGGCGGAUUCGGAGCGGACUCGGGCGCCAUGGACGGAGGCAGAGCAGAGGCCUGUGGCUAUGGCCGAGAUUCACUCUCACGAGUUGUCCAUGUCGGAAUCGGUGGUUGCGGCGGCGAGAGAUGGCGCGGUGUUAUCGGCUGUUCAGCCUGCGGGUUUGAACAACGCUUCGGAUGGGAAAUUCGGUUUCGCUGAGCGAGCUCUCUCUGCUGCUGGCGCCGCUUUCCUCUCUGUAAUCAUUGUUAAUCCUCUGGAUGUUGCCAAGACAAGGUUGCAAGCUCAGGCAGCUGGGGUUGCCUACUCCCAUCCAUUGAGUAAUAUUACAAGGCGCAUGGGAUAUUUUGGACCGAGCAUGUUGUUUGCGGAUCUAAGAUGUUCUCCAUCAUGUGCACGUGCGGGAGUACAUGGUACUGUAUCAAUAUGCCCUCCGGAUUGUUUUCAGUACAAAGGAACUCUGGAUGUCUUUAACAAAAUCAUUCGUGAGGAAGGAUUUUCAAGACUAUGGAGAGGCACAAAUGCUGGUUUAGCGCUGGCUGUACCAACAGUUGGAAUCUACCUACCUUGCUAUGACAUAUUCCGGAACUGGUUAGAGGAACUCAGUGUCCAGAAAGCACCAAGCACAACUCCUUAUGUCCCUUUAGUUGCUGGCGCGUUGGCUCGUUCAUUGGCUUGUGCAACUUGCUACCCAAUUGAACUUGCAAGGACACGCAUGCAGGCAUUUAAAGUGACUGAUAGUGGUGUGAAGCCUCCUGGUGUUUGGAAAACUCUACUUGAGAUUCUCUCUGAUGUCAAGACCACAAACAAUGGUCAAAACAACUUGAAAAGCUACCGUGUCCUAUGGACGGGCAUGGGGGCGCAGCUUGCUCGUGAUGUUCCCUUCUCUGCAAUCUGUUGGUCCACUCUCGAGCCUCUCAGAAGAAAGCUUCUUUGUCUACUGGGCGAUGAAACCAACGUUGCAAGUGUCCUUGUGGCAAACUUCUCUUCUGGAUUUGUGGCAGGAAGCCUUGCUGCUGCUGCCACAUGUCCUUUAGAUGUUGUAAAAACUCGAAGACAGAUAGAGAAGGAUCCAGUCCGGGCAUUGAAAAUGACAACUACACAAACGCUGAAGGAGGUUUGGAGGGGCGGAGGGAUGAAAGGACUAUUCACGGGCGUUGGUCCUCGCGUUGGAAGAGUAGGUCCUUCUGUUGGUAUUGUUGUUUCAUUCUACGAAGUUGUGAAGUAUGUUCUACAUUAACCGGCACACAGUUUCAUGAUCGGGGGACAUGGAUCUCCAAGCUUCGGUUGUUUAUGCAAAGCAUAAUUAAAGUGAAAUACUGGACGUUAAAGAACGGCCUGCAAGUUUUUGUUGAUAUGGUAGGAUACACAGCAAUAACGAUGAUAAUCCUAGAUACUUUUCUAGGCCUGCAAGUUACAGAUACUUGCAAUUUUGUCGCUCUUGAUUGAGCAGAAAUUUUGUUGUACUUGGCUCGUUUACUUGGCAUUUCUUUUUUUGUGAGAGUUAGAUCUCAGUUUUAAUUUAAGGGAGAGUACGAUUUUGUUGUGAAUAUGAGCCCAACUGGUUCUCAAGCGCAAAUACGUAGACAUUUGAGCCAUUGAUGUGCAGCUUUAAUUAAUAUUAACAAGUAAUUGGGUUGUAAAUUUGAGAUUGAAAACAAG